GUAACAUGGGACGGCCCCGAUGACCCAACAAAUCCCUACAACUGGUCGAGCAGGCGCAAGAUAGCUAUGGCUAUUACUAUUUCUCUGGGACAGCUCGUGUGUCUUAUGACAACGAGUGUGGUAGCCCCAGCCCUUCCACAAAUGGCUUCAGACUUGAGGCUAGGGGAAUCCGAGACCCAAAUUUCUUUCUCGAUUUUCGUUCUAGGCCAAGCCUUUGGGCCUUUCCUGAUUGGGCCCUUGAGUGAAGUUUUCGGCCGGAAGCCUAUGUGGAUAGGAGGCAACAUAUUUUAUAUUGUAUGGAACACUCUAUGUCCUGUUGGAAAGUCCAAGGCAAUGCUGGUUGUUGGCCGGUUUCUGGCUGGUGCAGGAGCGAGUAGCGGCGUUAAUCUAUCUGGCCCUAUCAUGGCUGACAUGUAUCGCAAAGAGGAUCGCGGCAAGUCCCUAGCUAUUGCAACACUGUUUCCUUAUUUGGGCCCGGCCCUUGGUCCGAUUGUUGGUGGUCUAGUCAGUCAGCAUGUAAGCUGGCCAUGGUUAUUCUGGGUGAUGUCUAUUUUCGAUGCUGUUGUUGUUAUAUCCGGGUUCUUAAUCGUUCGUGAGUCAUUUAAACCAAUAUUGCUACAGCGCAAAGAGGCCGAUCUUCGCAGGAAGGGUGCAACCAUAGCGACAAACGAGAACGACCCGUCAGAACAAAACCUCCUACCCAAGAUUCGUGCAAGCCUAAUACGACCGUUACGUCUAUUAUUAACACGUCCAAUUAUUCAAAUAUUGGCUUUGAUCAUGGCCCUCGGGUUUGGAAUCUAUGUUCUCGUUUUGUCUUUCUUUGCAAGGGUGUUCAUCGAUCAAUACAAUGAAUCAGCCACCACCAGCAGUCUCCAAUAUAUUUCCAUUGCCCUAGGUAGUACGCUUGCAACUCAAGCAGGCGGUCGCCUCAUGGAUAUUGUUUACUCUCGUCUUCAUGCUCGACAGCCUGAUGGCACUCCUGCACCACCAGAAUUUCGAGUGCCACUUUUGUUAGUUGGUGUAUUCUUACUACCAGUAGGACUCUUCUGGUUGGGGUGGUCAGCCCAAGACCACAUAAAAUGGAUUAUGGUCGAUAUUGGCGCAGUAAUCUUCACAGCAGGAGAUUUUCUGGCAAGCCAAGCUGCGCUUGCAUACUUGCUUGAUGAAUUCCCGAAUCAUUCUGCAUCCGCGGGGGCAGCUGUGAGAAUGUUGAGUAAUAUCCUUGGCUUUGCGUUUCCAUUGUUUGCACCGCAGCUAUAUGAUAAACUUGGUUAUGGAUGGGGCAAUAGUUUGUUGGCAUUCGUAUGGAUUGUCAUUGCGAUACCUGUUCCUGUUGUCCUUUGGUUCUGGGGAACAAAUAUCAGGCCUAUUGGCAGAACCAAGGAGUAUCAAGAAGAACAUUGA
Molecule: messenger RNA, 1404 nt
Organism: Talaromyces proteolyticus
Lineage: Eukaryota; Fungi; Ascomycota; Eurotiomycetes; Eurotiales; Trichocomaceae
Product: major facilitator superfamily domain-containing protein
Exons: 2
Biological process (GO): transmembrane transport
Cellular component (GO): membrane
Molecular function (GO): transmembrane transporter activity
Source: RefSeq, a predicted model, not a curated record